Messenger RNA from Capsella rubella, 529 nucleotides. RefSeq names its product nuclear transport factor 2B. The coding region runs from base 4 to 420 and encodes 138 amino acids. The transcript is spliced from 2 exons. NCBI's taxonomy places the organism in Eukaryota, Viridiplantae, Streptophyta, Magnoliopsida, Brassicales, Brassicaceae. Gene Ontology annotation, biological process: nucleocytoplasmic transport. The record is from RefSeq and is a predicted model, not a curated record. Gene Ontology annotation, cellular component: nuclear pore central transport channel.
UUUAUGUUGGAAAUUUUGACAAUGGCAGAGACAAAUAAAGGAAGUGAAGAAGAAGUGGCGAUUGCUUUUGUGAAUCACUACUACCAUCUCUUUGACAACGAUCGAUCAUCUCUUUCCACUCUCUACAAUCCUACCUCGUUGCUCACUUUUGAAGGCCAAAAGAUAUGCGGCGUGGAAGACAUCUCCAAUAAGCUUAAACAACUCCCGUUCGACCAAUGCCGUCAUUCGAUCAGCACCGUUGAUUCUCAGCCGUCUUCAAUAGCCGGUGGAUGUGGUGGGAUAAUCGUCUUUGUGAGUGGCAGCCUCCAACUUCAUGGGGAGGAUCAUCCUCUUAGGUUUAGUCAGACGUUUCACUUGAUUCCGGUUCUACAAGGAAGUUUCUUCGUCCAAAAUGAGAUGUUUCGGCUCAACUAUGGUUGAAACUUAUUACAACUUUAACGUUUGUAAUCAAUAUCUUAAUAUUGGAAACUCCAACUAAUAAUGUAGUCAAAAUAAUGAAAAAUUAUCUUUCAUUGUGACUUAUAAGAUA